Messenger RNA from Hyalella azteca, 2818 nucleotides. RefSeq names its product mpv17-like protein. Gene Ontology annotation, cellular component: cytoplasm; membrane. Lineage: Eukaryota; Metazoa; Arthropoda; Malacostraca; Amphipoda; Hyalellidae. The record is from RefSeq and is a predicted model, not a curated record. The transcript is spliced from 5 exons. Bases 217 to 759 code for a protein of 180 amino acids.
UAUGAAUUUUAUAUUUUCAGAUUAGGUAUAAUAUUAGAAGUAUUUUCCCGGCAUUUUUAGGGGCUUCUUCUAUGUUCCCAAUUGUGCGUGUUGACCAUGGGAACACAGUGCGGUUAUUUUAACAUUUAACUACAAGCGUAAGAAAAUUUCAGAUGUGAUUUUGAGGAGAUUUUACCUCGAGUUUGUGAUAUCGGUGUCUCUUGAAGACUAAUCAAGAUGCAGGCACUGGUGGGAGCUUUGAAGAAACAACCAGUGAUCACCAACACCAUUGUUUACGGGACACUCUACGUCGCUGCUGAGUUCGGGCAGCAAAUGUUCAGGAGGUAUACAUCGGAGCCGCCCGAGCCAGGAGCCGACUACCCUCCCGUAGACACGGGCUCUCUGGCGAGGUUUGGGGUGAUGGGCACCUGCGUCCUGCCACACACCCUCUACCACGCGUACAAGUAUCUGGACGCACGGUUCCCCGGCAACAGCGGCCCCAUGGCCAUCCGCAAGCUGGCUAUCGACGCACUCGUCAUCACACCCAUCAACCUGACGCUCUUCUAUGUCGGAAUGAGCGCUAUGGAACGCAAGGACGAUCUCCUGGCCGAGUGGAGAGCCAAACUCAUCCCAACGUUCAUUACGGCGAGCUGUUUUUGGGUACCAGCGAACUUUGUGAACUUCAAGCUGCUGCCGCCACACGUGCGCGUGGUGUUCGUGGGAGGCUGCCAAAUCAUCUGGGUGUCCAUCCUCUGCUGGUUCAAGAAGCAGGAGUUCUGAGUAAUUCAUCUUCCCGUCCGUGUAUAUCGAAUAUCUUAGUUUACUCACACACAACUCGAUGGUACAGUCAAGCCUGGACAUUCAUAAUCUCAAUUUUGAGUGCAGUCUCAUAACCUUAAUUAUGAGUGUAGUUUCACAAUCUCAAUUAGAGUACAGUCUCAUAACUUCAAUUUUUAGUGCAGUCUCAUAACUUAAAUUUUGAGUGCAGUCUCAAACCUCAAUUUUGAUUGGUCUCAUAACUUCCAUUUUGAGUACAGUCUCAUAAUCUCAAUUUGGAGUGCAGUCUCCUAACUUCAAUUUUGAGUGCAGUCUCAUAACUUCCAUUUUGAGUACAGUCUCAUAACUUCCAACUUGAGUGCAGUUUCAUAACUUUCAUUUUGAGUGCAAUCUCAUAAUCUCAAUUUUGAGUGCAGUCUCCUAACUUCAAUUUUGAGUGCAGUCUCAUAACUUCCAUUUUGAGUGCAGUCUCAUAAUCUCAAUUUUGAGUGCAGUCUCCUAACUUCAAUUUUGAGUGCAGUCUCAUUCUCAAUUUUGAGUAGUCUCAUAACUUCAAUUUUGAGUGCACUCUCAUCUAAAUUUUGAGUAGUCUCAUAACUUCAAUUUUGAGUGCACUCUCAUCUAAAUUUUGAGUAGUCUCAUAACUUCAAUUUUGAGUGCACUCUCAUCUAAAUUUUGAGUAGUCUCAUAACUUCAAUUUUGAGUGCACUCUCAUCUAAAUUUUGAGUAGUCUCAUAACUUCAAUUUUGAGUGCACUCUCAUCUAAAUUUUGAGUACAGUCUCAACUCGUGCAGGUGCGCGUUCAAGAAGUAACGUGUUCGUAGAUAUGCGCUUUGAUACAGGGGCUACGAUUAUUGUUAUAAGUUUUUAUCAUUUCAUUUAAAAACUAUCGUGUUAAACUACAAGCUAUAUGAGAAGAUAAUACCGUAAACUAUUGAAAACAUUCUGCAUAAGUUGGAAACUCGUAGCUCGAUGGCGAGAGAACCCAUCUCAUGUUGUGUGCCUUGAAUGAUGUCUACAAUGUACGUAAAGUUGUUAUAGUGAAGCGACAUGAAGGCAACCCUUUUAACGAACAUAAAGAUAAAUAAGAUAUAAAAGUAACAAGGUAAUUUUGCAAUCCUCGCUUGGUUGUCGUAAAUCUGGCUUUAAAGUUUCCACCCGGCGAUCAUCACAUUAUCUAUAGUUUGUGACAGUAUAAUACUUUUAAACGGUUAAUCAAGCAAGCAGCAGUGUAAAUUUAAUUUUCUUAGAAUGAAAUUGGCAAGUUUUUAAUUGCGAGAGAAGUUAUGUAAGUUUGACGCACAUUACUAAUACAUCGAAAUGAUAACAAGAAUCAGGUUUCGAGAACACAACAGCCUACGUAAGAGCGGCGAUACAAUCGUUGACGAGAUUUCGCUGCAGCGGUAAUCCUAGAAUCUUCAUUCGUAUUUAUUUUGUUCUAUUUUUCACGGACUUCUCGCUCAUUACUGUUAGUAAAUCAUUUCGUGGAAAUUUUCCUAGUGCAACUGCACCGUUGAUUUUUUAGAGUAACGAUGCAAACCUGUAUGAUUUUAAUCAUUUCGGAGGUGGAUUUUGUAGAACCAAAUGACCCAAAGACACGCAAACAAGAGGCUGCUGAUUCAAAAGCCUAUUUCUCGGAUUGACAAUUCUAAUCCCACUUAUCAGUAGGGCAUUUGAACCACAAGCCGUAGACGUCAGAGCUGUGAGCCAACCGGUACAUUUCCUUCUGUCCAUGUUCUCGCUUCCCCGCACUUGAAGCAAAACAAUCGUCAGUUAUGGAAAUAUCAGGUUUAAAAACGGGAUCCCUUGUGUAAUCAAGCCACGAUAAGUACAAGAAUCGGCAACAGGCCAUGGGCCUACUUCUUUGGUGCCGACACUUCUAUUUUACUAAACAACGACUUUGGUUUUCCUCUCGUCACGCAUGUUGUUAACAAUGAUGUUUAAGAUCAGCAGUAGUGGAGUCGUGUUGUGUUCCACUUUUGUCUCCGUACCAUUAAGUUAAGGUUUUUAUAAGAAUUGUUGCAUUGUUGUUCAAAUGAGAUUACAUGAUAACAGUAACAAA